CUCUGCGUUGCCCCCAUGCCCAUCUCAGGCAUGCCCUCGUCUGUGAAGGCGCUGGGUCCGGCGAGGCCCUCCGGUACCAGUAUGGGCCCCCAGGCCCGCUGCUGCUCGCCUGCGGCCCUGCAGAGGAGGCUGCCCAUCCUGGCCUGGCUACCUGACUACUCCCUGCAGUGGCUGAAGAUGGACUUUAUCGCUGGCCUCUCGGUGGGGCUCACAGUCAUUCCGCAGGCGUUGGCCUAUGCUGAGGUGGCUGGACUCCCGCCCCAGUAUGGCCUCUACUCUGCCUUCAUGGGGUGCUUCGUGUAUUUCUUCCUGGGCACCUCCCGGGACGUGACGCUGGGCCCCACGGCCAUCAUGUCCCUGCUCGUCUCCUUCUACACCUUCCACGCCCCCGCCUAUGCUGUGCUUCUGGCCUUCCUGUCGGGCUGCAUCCAGUUGGCCAUGGGGUUCCUGCACUUGGGGUUCCUGCUGGACUUCAUCUCCUGCCCGGUCAUUAAAGGUUUCACCUCUGCCGCUACCAUCACCAUUGGCUUUGGGCAGAUCAAGAACCUCCUGGGGCUGCAGAACAUCCCGAGGCAGUUUUUCCUGCAAGUGUACCACACCUUCCGGAACAUCGGAGAGACCAGGGCGGGCGACGCCACGCUGGGGCUGGUCUGCAUGGUGCUGCUGCUGGUGCUGAAGCUGAUGCAUGACCACGUGCCUCCUGUCCACCCUGAGAUGCCCCCCGGCGUGCGGCUCAGCCAUGGGCUGGUUUGGACUGCCACAACAGCUCGCAAUGCCCUGGUGGUCUCCUUUGCUGCCCUGGUUGCAUACUCCUUCGAGGUGACCGGAUACCAACCUUUCGUUCUAACUGGGGAGAUAGUCAAGGGGCUUCCUCCAGUCCAGACCCCUCCCUUCUCAGUGACCACUGCCAAUGGGACAGCCUCCUUCACCGAGAUGGUAAAGGGCAUGGGGGCUGGGCUGGCCGUGGUGCCCCUGAUGGGUCUCCUGGAGAGCAUCGCGGUGGCUAAAUCCUUUGCUUCUCAAAAUAAUUACCGCAUCGACACCAACCAGGAGCUGCUGGCCAUCGGCCUGACCAACAUGCUGGGCUCCCUCGUCUCUUCCUACCCUGUCACAGGCAGCUUCGGACGGACAGCUGUGAAUGCCCAGUCGGGGGUGUGCACCCCAGCGGGCGGCCUGGUGACAGGCGUCCUCGUGCUGCUGUCGCUGGACUACCUGACCUCGCUCUUCUACUACAUCCCCAAGUCCGCCCUGGCCGCCGUCAUUAUCAUGGCCGUGGCCCCCCUGUUCGACGCCAGGAUUGUCCAGACGCUGUGGCGUGUGGCGCGGCUGGACGUGCUUCCCCUCUGUGUGACAUUCCUGCUGUGUUUCUGGGAGAUGCAGUACGGCAUCCUGGCUGGGGCCCUGGUGUCCACCCUGAUUCUCCUGCACUCCGUGGCCAGACCCAGGAUGCAGGUGUCAGAGGGGCCAGUACUGGUCCUGCAGCCGGCUGGCGGCCUGCACUUCCCCACGGUUGAGGUCCUCCGGGAGGCGAUACUAAGUCGGGCUCUAGCAGCGGCGCCCCCACGCUGCGCAAUCCUGGAGUGCACGCAUGUCUGCAGCAUCGACUACACUGUGGUGCUGGGGCUCGGGGAGCUCCUGGAGGACUUCCACAGGCAGGGCGUCACCCUCGCCUUCGUCGGCCUGCAGGUUCCUGUCCUCCGGGUCCUGCUGUCCGCUGACCUGAAGGGCGCCCAGUACUUUACCUCGCUGGAAGAAGCAGAGAAAUGCCUGACCCAAGAACCAGGGACCCAGCCCUACAAUAUCAGCGAAGAUUCUGUCCCAGAACACAAGGUCGCCCUGUUGAGGGCCUAGUUGGGCCAUUGAUGGGUGUCGAUGUUUGGAGGGUCCCCCUGAGGGUUCUUGCCACAGUGAUGCUGGACACCAUCUGUAAUUGCACUGGCCUGAGGGCUCAGGAAGCCUGAGCCGGUGUCCCACAGGAGGAGGGGUCCUCGGGCGACUCACUGGAUUCAUUCGGGACGACCGAAAAAUUACCUCCCUACCGUUCCCUGCGCGUGAACCCCGUUCGGAAGAGUGGUUUGGAGAGAGCCUUCUAGAAUGACAGACCCGUGGGAGCAAGCAGGUCCAGGAGAGGGGGGCCUCGCACCCUCGUGCCUUCCUACCUGCGGCGGAGCGAGGGGCCAUCCCGGAGGUGGGUUCUGAGCUUGACGGUGGCGUCUGCUGUGGCCGGGAGGAAAGCCACGGUGUGCAAAUGACCUGACGUGUCUGUGAGAAAUAAUUUUGAAGUUUGUAUUUUUUAAAUUUAAAAAGUAAUUGUUUUGGUGUUUUUGUGAUAUUCAUAAAUGCUCACUGUAAAAACUAUGGCAGCUACAGUGUGCCUGGUGGCAGCUCGGACCCUUCCCCCAGUAUCCGUUCACAUGGGUGUGUGUUCACAGUCUCACACAAGUGGGCCAUUUCAUACAUGGUGCUCCGUGACCCACAUUUCUGUGCAGUUCAGUGCUGUGAAUUCUUGUUCUUGAGAAGAUAAUAGAGAAGACGUGGUUGUUUGUGGCUACAUGGUGGUUUUUUCUGUGGGUCACAGCCCCUGCGCGUGGACCUCUGCCUGUGCCCAUGGGCUCUAAGUUCACUCCCAUGGCAUUUAGAGUUAAGCCCUGCAUGUGUUGCAGCUGAGGAAGGUGACACUCCUGGACUUCCUUCGGGAAAGAGCUUGCUGUCCAGACAGCCGACUGCGGGACCCCAGGGCCACCCGCGUUCCCGCUGAGCCACGUUCUGCCCGGGGCAUCCUGGCCGGUCUGUGAGCCCAGCAAGGGGACCACCCACAAGCCUAAGUCUUUUCCAGAUUCAGGUCCCCUGUCUUCCGUCUUUCUCCCUCCAUCCCCCACCCAGGGCCGUCCGUUGUGGCCUGUGCUCGCAUACCAAACACACCCAUUCCUGAACCGAGAGCUCAGCCCACUCACAGAGCCGGGCAAAUGGACACACUCACAGCCACCGAAAACCACGCGCCACCCCUGGCUUGGCGCUCCCACUUGGAAAUCCAGAGCGUGUCCUGGGAGCAGGUCCAAGGAUGUUUAUCAUGACCUCGUCAGCAAUUUCAGAAAAUGAAAGCAACCUAAACCCCUCAAUUUAGGAUCGUCUCGAACGUGAAACAAGCAAACCGUGGCCGGUGUGUGGCAUCUGAAUGGGGAGGAGCCACAUGUAUGCACAGACCUGAGUGAAAGGAGCGAGCUGCUCAGUGGUGUCCUUCCUCAAGUGCCCCUUGUGUGAAGACAGCCGUUGACCAACGCCGGGACUGUGUGUGCCCGUUUAGAACAAAGUUCUGGAAGGACGUACAGCCAGCGGCUAAAAGUGAUUACUGCUCAGUGUGACAGUGUUUGGGUUGACUUUAACCAUAUCUUACGGUUUAAUUGUUAAAAGAACAAUACAUUCCUUUGUAAUUAUGUUAUAUAAUUCAAAAUCAACCUAUGGUUACAUUAUAGGUUAAUUAAAUUUAAAUUUAACUUAU
Messenger RNA from Manis pentadactyla (Chinese pangolin), 3499 nucleotides. It is a transcript of the gene SLC26A11, whose product is annotated as solute carrier family 26 member 11. Gene Ontology annotation, biological process: transmembrane transport. Gene Ontology annotation, cellular component: membrane. Gene Ontology annotation, molecular function: secondary active sulfate transmembrane transporter activity. NCBI's taxonomy places the organism in Eukaryota, Metazoa, Chordata, Mammalia, Pholidota, Manidae. The transcript is spliced from 16 exons. The record is from RefSeq and is a predicted model, not a curated record. The coding region runs from base 16 to 1851 and encodes 611 amino acids.